GUUCCGGCGAAUGGCUGCACAGGAGGAUGUGUAGCUAGCUUAGCUACUUUGUGAUUGAAGCCGUUGCCACUUAGGUAAUAUUAAUAUUUCACAACCCUGGACUUAUCAAGAACUGAAAAUGGACCAAGAAUUUAAGGACAUAGAUUCAGCGGGGCGGUGGCAGAACCUGUACAUUGAAAUUCGCAACAAGUCUCAUGAAUGUCCAUACAAAGUGGCCAAGUUUCCCGAGAAUCGGAACAGAAACAGAUACAGAGAUGUCAGUCCAUAUGACCACAGUCGAGUUAAACUAGAAAAUUUAGAAAAUGACUAUAUUAAUGCAAGUUUGGUAGUAGUAGAAGAAGCCCAAAGAAACUACAUUUUAACUCAGGGCCCAUUGAGAAACACUUGCGGUCACUUCUGGUUAAUGAUCUGGGAGCAGAGGACGAAAGCCGUCAUAAUGCUGAACAGAGUCAUUGAGAAAGGAUCGGAGAAAUGUGCGCAGUACUGGCCGACACAGGAGGAGGGGGAGAUGUCUUUCAGGGACACGCGCUUCAUCGUGACGCUGCUGUCAGAGGACGUGAAAUCCUACUACACCACACGAGUGCUGCAGCUGCAAAACACAGAUACAGGAGAGACCAGAGAGAUCUUUCACUUUCAUUACACCACGUGGCCUGACUUUGGCGUUCCAGAAUCCCCUGCCUCCUUCCUCAACUUCCUGUUCAAGGUACGAGAGUCGGGCUCCCUGGGGACAGAGCAUGGGCCCGCGGUGGUGCACUGCAGCGCUGGGAUCGGUCGGUCGGGGACGUUCUCACUGGUGGACACCUGUCUCGUCCUGAUGGAAAAGAGGAAAGACCCCUCGACUGUGGACAUUCAGCAAGUCCUGCUUGACAUGAGGAAGUACCGCAUGGGGCUGAUCCAAACCCCUGACCAGCUCCGCUUCUCCUACAUGGCUGUCAUUGAGGGUGCCAAGUGCAUCAUGGGAGACGAUUCUAUGCAGAGGCAAUGGCGGGAGCUCUCCAACGAGGACCAGGAACCGGUGUUGGAGUCGUCCCCUUCUCCACAGCCCCCCAAGCCCCCCAGGCGCCCCACAGAUAAAUUCAACGGGAACAGAGCACCCCACCUGGAGGAGGGGGGUGACCCUGAGUUGGACAGGACAGAGGGGGCAGACGUAGCAGGAAAGGAGGAGGAUGUGGGCGAGAACAGGGUGAACCUGAGGAAGAGGCACAGGGAGGAGAGGAUAGCCAGCACUGUGCAGAAGCUACAGCAGAUGAAGCAGAGACUGAACGACUCGGAGAGGAAGAAAGAAAGGUGGCUAUACUGGAAACCUCUUCUCUUUAAUGUAGGGGCCGGCGCUGCCGUGGCGGUUGGAUUGUACGUGUGCUGGGGCAUCUUCUCCCAGUAAAGUGACUGCUGGGAUUUGUUUGCACACAGACUUUUCUCUCUCUUUCCCUUUUUUUUUCUUCUAUUUUUGCACCAGUACCUGAAUGAGGGUACGUUUUACUCUGCGCUGGCUGGCUGUGCAUAACCAGAGUGUGUUUCUCAAGGUAUGCAGCAGUCUGUUAGCGCAUUAGAUGAAAAAGGAUUAUUCGAUGUAAGAUCGCAGCCGUAACAUCUCAGGAUCUUUUUUUUUUGUUUUGAUUUUUUGGGUGCAGGCGCAUUCAUCACAAAAUGUACUGACUGUCGGCUGUCUGUGUGUGUGUUUGAAAGACAUUUUAGAGUUGAGUUCCAGUCAGAAUCCUGAGUGGGAAGGCUCUACUCAGUAUUGCUGAUUCUGUGAUGAAAACAGUUUGUUUUUCAGGGGAAAAUUGAACGUGCUUGCAUGCGCCAUAAAGAAGUGUUUCACAGAACAGUUAACGUUCUUCCAAAACAAUUUGUGAGAAAGAGGGAAAGGACCAAAUGUAACCGGAUUCGGCUAAGCUUGCCGUUUUCCCAAGAAAUGCCCACUCUCACGCUGCCCGGUCACAGACACUGGAGUGACAACGCAGAGAGCCAAGCCGGCCGUCACUUCUUCCGUUGGCACUUUUCGUUCACCCGAGAACAGCCGUUCCGGGAAGGCUUGAAUGACGGACAGAUAUGGUAGGGGGGAGACGGGGCUUUAUUUUUUUCUGAUUGGAUGGACGAGUUCACGGCCUGUGACUGGGUGGGCGGGGAACGAGGCGGCACUUGCAGCCCACUGGUUGGGCAAACCAGCAGCUAAACUGGUCAUGUAAUUUCACGAUGAAGGCCGAAAGUUUGCCCCUAUGGCUCUUGUGUCCUUCACUUGUUUCUGCGAAGGGCUUUGGGUGAAAUAUCCCGAGAGGGAGAUCAGAACAAUGGCCUAGACAAGAGAGCAUACGGGACAAUACUUUUUGUUGGAUUCUACUCACAGUAUUAUCUGGUUUGUUAUAUUUCAGCUGUUUUUGAGUAUAUUUUUGUAUGAUUUAUUAGACCCUAUCGUCAAGCCUCUGGUAGGUGCUUGCAUCCGAAACGCUUGAGACUUGAAGUACCGGCAAUUCACAUGAUGUCAUUUGUAGGAGCCCCAUUCGAUGACCCUGCCAGUCUCCACCGCUAGCAGUCUGGCCAUGUGGGGAAAACUACGCAUGCAGUCCAUGCUGAGAAAGAGCUCAUGAUUGCAUUGUACAUCUUCGCCUUCGGUGGUAACUUCUGCAGUACACUGGGACCAAAGGUAUCUGGAACAACCGUGAAUGUGAAUGAAAUUUGACGUGACAAUGGCAAUGGAACGGUAAUGGAUACUGGUGAGCGGUGACUCACUGAUUUCAUCAAAGUGCAUUUCCCCUAUACAUAUGCGUCGGUGACCGCUGGUACACCCAGAAGGCGGUCCGUGAAGCCAUUGAUAACCAAUGAUGGUGCAAAGCUGUAGGCUUUUCAGACGCAUACUGUUGUGUUAAGAUUAUAGUGUUUAUGUGCACUGUAGCUGGCCGUGAAUGAGGGACGCAGAAGCCCAGCCUUUCAAAGCAGAGGCUGGGUAGGGUGGGGUUGAUGUUCACUUGGUCUUGCCUCCACGUUUAGUGUGUAGUUUAUGGCAACAUUUUUUAUCGUCUUCCAGAAACGUAAGGUUUUUUGUUUUUGUUUUUUUAGUUUGAUGCAAGCACUUAUAUAUUGUUCAUCAAAACCUGAAUACAACCAUCAUGAAUGUUCCCUUUAUCUGUGUGCCUUCAGGAGAAUAUGUUAAGUUGCUUCCAUUAUGUGAUGUAGACAGCUGUUGAUGUUAGAGGAAUUUAUUGUUACUAUUAUUAUUAUUAUUAUUAUUAUUAUUAUUAACAUUAUUAGAAUAUAUGUUCAACAGUUCUGAAACCUACCCUGAUCCAAAACCAAAGGCUUAGAUUAGUCAACCUGUUUGUCCAGCCAGCCAGUGGGGGCUCUCGGGGGGAACAGCCAGUCUUUUCCCUACCCCACCCCACUUGGCCAUUGUAAUAGGCUUUCAUGUUUAUAGUGAUUGAAAUGGAAACCAGCAUGGAGACUUUUUUGCAUGGCAGCAUUGGAAGAGCCCCAGCAGUGUAGUUACAUUGAAAGAACUGUAGCAGAACUUUGCAGGAGCAAUGCACACCGGUGCCACAGGCUGAGUCUGACCAUGCAUUGAACACGUCGAUCACUCACGCCGAGCUCGGGCUGUGAAUAGCAGCAGCGCGUUGUGACCGUGUGCAGAUCCCUCAACCAGCUGAAUCAUGCGUCUCAAUCAACUCAGCACUCGGCCCUCAGCCCAGCGAGAGAACUAUUUCAUACCAGCUGUUAAGGAUGGAACCACCUCCCAUCACAUCAGUCCUCUCAUGCUUUCUCCAGUGAUUAAAAUGAGUUUUGUGCACUCCUUAAAGCUGCAGUAAAGACAGCACACAGCCAGUUAGACAAGCAAAGUGUCUUUUCUUUCAUUCAAGAGGGGGGGUUCUUUCUGUGCAAUAAUGGCUGUGUGCGGUCGGGACAUCCUGUGACCCUCCGAUCGCAGACGGUUGACGCCCGUCAGAUCUCGACUCUGCGCGACUCCUGUGAGCCGUCGCAGCCCAGCCUGCGCGAGCCGCGCCGAACGUCUUACCGCUUCCACUUCCAGCAGAGACAGCUGCGGGAACUGCAGAUCCAGCUUAUUUUUGGAAUGCAAAUGGCGGAACUGAGACGCGAUUGAGUGCAGCUGGGGAUUUCGCGUGGAAUUCAGAGGGUAUCAUUCCAACAAUCACCCUCUUUUUCUAACUUCUUUUAAAUGGUGGCAGCUUAAGUCUAUUAUCCCUUUACUGCAAACUUUUAAAAUUGGUUAAUUUUCAGUGGAGUCUGGGAGGCACCAUACCUAAUUGAAGUAGGAAAUCGCUGUGCGCUAGUGUUGUAAGUCUGCUACAUAGCUUAGACAGUUAACAGCAGUGCAUUGUGGUGGCAUGGUACUUGACACAAAUGCAGACAAUGGUUUUAGGUCCGUUAGUUGCCAACUAAAUGGGGAAGAGAAAUUUCAAAGGGUAAAACUGACCAGACAAAACACCAGAAAUCUACUGGCAUCGUUACCUCUCAGCCAAAAGAGAAUGCAACAGAUAUUACACAAAUAUGAACUGAAAAUAAAUAUUUUAAGACAUAGCCUAUAUCCUUUUUGGUGUUCCCAGAAACCAGCACUUGUUUGCUUCCUGUAGUUUGUGUGUUGGGUCAUUACAGUGUCCCACAUAUAAGUUUCUUAAACACACAAGUAUUUGGUUAUCAGUAUUUUUCAUUCAGAAUCCUGACUCUCUCUGUCUCCUCCUUUCUACAAUUGUAAGCAUUGUUGGCUUUAAAAGAGGGCUUUGUGGAGCUGAUCCGAAAAUAUGAGUGUGCUGCUUGUGGACAGAGAGGCUCUGGUCAAGUCCAAGGACCCCAUCCCGUCGCUGCAUUCCAGAGCCGAUUCAGUGACAAAUCACAACACAGGGAAUGGACAUUUAUAUUGGUGCUUCCCAGUCCUGGUCCUGGAAUGAAAACCACCCAGCUGAGAUCUCACUUAUUUAGACUUGAUUGAGCUGUUAUCUGACCAUUGAUCUCUUUUUGACAUCACUGAAUUUAUCCAGGUAGAAAUAAUUGGUGAAGAAAACGUGCUGUCAGAGAUGUUUCUGUUUACAGGAGGAUAAAGUUGUUCAUUAAACAUGUUUUUAUGAUUAUCUGCCCUUUCGAAAAAAUUUGGUGCGCCUGUGUCAGUUUGGCAUAAUUCUCUUUUCUAAGCCCUGACAAACCACUCAGAUGGACUCAGAUGAAUAGAAGUAACUUCCAGGAAGACAUGUCACUUGUGUCCUUCUCUUAGAACAAACCUGGACAGCAAACAGCAGGCAUUGAGUGAUGUUGCCCAGAUCAGUAUUCAUUUAUCAGCUUGAUCAAACCUUUAUUAAUCAUUUGUAAGCUCAGGGCUAGAGAUGAGAGACACUGAGUUAGCGGACUCUGCAAUCUGCUUUUCCACAUGAUGUCACACCUCUGAUCUAAUUAUUCAUAUAAAACGGCUGCACAUUUUCAUUUUGGGUCAAUCUGGGACGCAGCACACAUGCUUGCCUACGUACUAUUGAGGAUAUUAGAACUAGUGUGGCAUAGACAGGUGAGCAGUUACAAUUCUAUAACUGGGAAAUCUGCCAUUAGAAUCCAGCAGGGGAAAGUCUUUCUGAAGACCCAGGUCCCGUGAGCACAUGGGAUACUUGGGAGACUGUGCUCUGGAACGUAGCAAAGGGCGGGUUCACUCUCUUAGCCAGUGCAUCUUCCUCCUCUGUGUUUGCAACAUACCGGACAAUGGAGUGCCCAAGACCAACAGGAGCCGAACGCGCUCACUGCUUAUCCAGCCCUUUCAUUUGAUGCCUCUCGGCACAAUGUGUUGGUUAGGUUUCAAGGAAGGUCCCGGUCGCUCCACCCACCGGUCAUUCAUCUGUGUGUCACCGCUGUGAAACCAGACAGCCGGUCACCUGCUCCCCUCCUCUAAUGGUGCACUUUAGGAAAAAAACCUGUACUGUAUACAAAAGUCCACUGAUGCUGGAUCAACAUCCCGAUGUUCUGACUAUCGUGGUGCUAACCGCUCUACUCGCGGUGCACUUGAUAGAUGCGAUUUGUGAACACCGUUUAUUUGCUUGUUUUUUUUCUCUUCCUCUUUCUCUUUUCCUUUAUAGCAGACUCCUUUAAGUUAACCAAAGUGUUAUAUAUAUGGUCAUUCUUAACCAACCGUUGGUAGGGGGUGGGGACGAUGUGCAAAUUUGUGUGGCAAUGGGUGGAUGAGAAGUUCUGAUGCCAAAGCGGUUGGACAGCAAUGUGCGCUGGUGCGCUCAGGUGGGCUGACUAGCGCUCCAGUGGCUGCCGUAUGGCCUGCUGCGAAGGCCCCCAGGGGGCCCCUCUUGUGCUCUGCCUGCUUGUGAAUUUCACAGGAAAAAAGCAUGACCUUGUUAAGUUGCUGGUCCUGUUUGUGUAUUAAUACUUUUAGCUGCACCCUCCCCCUCCUCCUCCCCUUCCCCCU
Molecule: messenger RNA, 6403 nt
Organism: Megalops cyprinoides (Indo-Pacific tarpon)
Lineage: Eukaryota; Metazoa; Chordata; Actinopteri; Elopiformes; Megalopidae
Product: tyrosine-protein phosphatase non-receptor type 2-like
Exons: 9
Coding region: 119-1381 (420 amino acids)
Biological process (GO): protein dephosphorylation
Molecular function (GO): protein tyrosine phosphatase activity
Source: RefSeq, a predicted model, not a curated record